Messenger RNA from Adineta steineri, 3138 nucleotides. The record is from the annotation of a GenBank genome assembly. NCBI's taxonomy places the organism in Eukaryota, Metazoa, Rotifera, Eurotatoria, Adinetida, Adinetidae.
AUGCCGAAAUUUAUGUCUCACCGAUUUUCUUACAACAGAAGACGACAUGAUAGCAACAGAAUACGACUUUCUGGUGGUGCAGGUGCUCAUGCUCCACAUAUAAAUUUAACUUAUGUUGAUAAUGAUGUGCAUAUAGAAUUAAAAAAGGUUAUCCAAUCCGGUGAAAAACGUACACUCAUUCUGAAAGCUGAACAAUUUUUUGAAAUUUCACAAAAAAACGAUGAAAUCAAACUUGCUGGAAGAAAUAUUGCUAAUUAUCAUGGAAGUGAUAGCACAACACAACCAGCUAAGGAAGUUGGUUUAUUUAAAUUUAUUUCACGGUCUGAUUUUGAGAGUACUACAUGUGAACAUAUGUAUGAAUGGGAAGUACCAAAUUCAAAAUUGAGAGUGAGUGUACGUAAUCGUCGAAGUGAUGGUAAACGACCAAUUAAUACAGACUUUGUUGUUGAAAUACGAGUGUUCGGUACAAAUGGUUUACCCACUGAUGAAGGUAUUAUGAUGGCAUGGCAUAAUUUCGAGGGUACAUUUGUUAAACAUCAAAAAGAACGACAAGAUCGAAUUCAACAAAUGCGUAGGAAUGGAGUAUUGAAUCCUUUGGCAAGAUUGAACGCCAACGGCGCUUCAAGUUCAACUAGUGCUGCUACAACUACUGCUACUGUUUCUUUAUCUUCAACAACCACAGGAAACUUACCUACCUGGACAAUUCAAGAAGAAUUUGUUAACAAGGAGACCUAUUCAUGUGUUAUCUGUAUCGAUACUUAUGUGAAAGGUGCAAUAGUGAAUGGUUUACCAAACUGCAGUCAUUAUUUUCACUCAUCAUGUAUUGGAACAUGGUUAGUUGGAAGCGACCAGUGCCCUACAUGUAAUUUGGGUGAUGCAGUAAAACUCAAUGUUCAUCUUGUUCUUGCAUUAGAUGAAAAUCCUCAUCGACGAUUUAUCUAUGUUGAAAUGGCUUUCUUUUAUCGUUGGUGGCUUCAACAAACAGAUAAAAUUCGUGAUAAAGUUAAAGAAUUUGUUAAUUCAGGUCGUCUUGAAUUUAUUUCUGGUGGUUGGUGUAUGAAUGAUGAAGGAACAACACAUUAUAAUUCAAUCAUUGAUCAACAUAGUUUAGGUCUGGAAUUUCUAAAUGAUCAAUUUGGUCAUUCACGUGAACAAGCUUCUCUUCUUGUACAAGUCAAUCAAUUCUUUUUAUAUAAAAAAAAGUAUCUUCAAAAACGUAAUACAACAAAAACAAUGGAAAUGAUUUGGAAAGCAAGUGCUAAUUUAGAUCGUCAAAGUUGGUUAUUUACUGGUAUUUUACCUCGAAGAUAUUCAACUCCAGCAACAUUCUCGUUUGAUUUUAUUGCUCCAGAUGAUCCGAUCAUAGAUGAUGUAAAUUUACCAGAUUAUAAUGUACCAGAACGUGUUCAAACAUUUAUUCAAACAGCUCAGAAUGAAUCAAUGGAAUAUGCAACUAAUCAUAUUAUAAUGACAUUUGGUGUUAAUCGUAGUUGGAUAACAAAAACUGAUGAUUUUUUUCCACAUGCACAUCAUCCACAUGGAUUUUGGACAGGAUAUUUUACAUCACGACCAGCUUUAAAACGUUUUGAACGUUAUUCAAAUAAUAUUUUACAAGUCAUACGACAAUUAAAUACAUUUCCUAAUAGUCAAUUACGAAAUCAAAUCUUCAGUUUAAGUGAAGCAAUGGCGAUUGCUCAACAUCAUGAUGCAGUUAGUGGAACAGAAAAACAACAUGUUGCAAAUGAUUAUGCACAACGAUUAUCCAUUGGAAUUGAUGCAGCACUUAAUGUAAUUAAUACAGCUUAUCCAAAACUAUUAACAAAAGAUAAUCAAUCCUCAACAGCAGAAAUUCAACAAUUUCUUUGUCAAUUAACAAAUAUAAGUGAAUGUUUACCAAUUGAAAACGCCAAACAAUUCACAGUAAUACUUUGGAAUCCAAUAAUUCAUCCAGUUGUCGGUUAUUUACGUGUCCCUGUUACGAGAUCUUAUACAGUUCGUGAUUCAAGUGGGCAAACUCGUUUUGAGUUAAUUCCAGUUUCAAAUUCAACGAAAACAAUACCUGGUCGAAUGAGUAAUGCAACGUAUCAAAUGAUUUUUAAAUAUAAUUUACCAGCAUUGGGUUUUAAUACAUAUUUCUUUCAAGCGAAUGAAGGAGAAGAAGAAGAAAAAUUCGAAAUAACUAGAAAUGAAAUAUGUAUUUUACGAAAUCAAGGUUAUUCUGGUAAUAAUUCUCAAUUUGAUUUUCAAGCAUCUGGUGCUUAUAUCUUUCGACCAUAUUGUUGUUUAGAAAAUGUAUUAAAAGUGAACUUGUUCCAAACAGCAAUUAUUAUUUUUAAUGAAUGGAUUAGUCAAGAAAUUAAUCUUUAUGAUGAAGGAGAAGAUAUUGAAAUUGAAUGGACAGUAGGUCCUAUUGCAAUUGAUGAUAAUAUUGGAAAAGAAAUUAUUCUUCGAUAUGAUACAGAUAUUAAAAGUCAAUCAAAAUAUUAUACAGAUGCAAAUGGUCGAGAAGUUCUUCAACGAAUAAGAAAUUAUCGACCAACAUAUAAUUAUACAAUUACGGAACCAGUUAGUGGAAAUUAUUAUCCAGUUAAUUCCCGUAUAUGGAUUAAUGAAACAAAUCGACAAUUUACUAUUCUUACUGAUCGUUCGGAAGGUGGUGCAAGUCUUAUUGAUGGUUCAAUUGAAUUAAUGAUACAUCGACGUUUACUUUAUGAUGAUAAUUUGGGUGUUGGUGAAGCAUUAAAUGAAUCUGCAUUUGGUCAAGGUCUUGUUGUUCGUGGAAAACAUUUUCUUAAUAUUGAUUCACCUCAAACAAGUGCUCUUUAUCAUCGUAUUCAUUCACAAGAAUUAUUCAUGUCUCCACUUGUAACAUUUGCAUUAAUUAAUUCAUCUUAUAUGAAUUAUUCAAAUUUAUAUCGUCAAACAUGGUCUGCAUUAAGCGAUAUAUUACCUUCAAAUAUUCAUUUAUUAACAUUAGAUCAAUUGAAUGAAAAACAAUAUCUUAUUCGUCUUGAACAUUAUUUCGAAUUAAAUGAAGAUGAAAAAUAUUCAUAUCCAACUAAAAUUAAUUUACAAUCAAUAUUUAAAUCAAUUGGAAUAAUUGAUAAAGUACUAGAAUUAACAUUAGAUGCUAAUUAA